CUCCAAUGUCACCCACUCACCCUCCUUUGCCACGGUCGCACGCCGUGAUGGAAUACGAGGGCAUCGCAACCGAUGACGACAAUCUCAUGGGCGAGCAGAACCGUCGUGCCCGGGCCCUCGAGAGCCAACAGGCCGGCCCACAGCGGCACCAGUUGGAAGGCGCCCAACCUUCUCCCCUUCCUCACCAGGACAAGACAACACACACACUGGGCAAGCGCCCUCGCGAGGAGGCCGCGCACGCUGACAAAGAGAGGUCCGCCCCAUGUCGCCCUGAGGGCAACACGCAGCCCAGCCGAGGCCAAGGCACUGGUGGGCAAGGCACUGGUGGGAGCCGUGGAGCGCCCAACCGCAACAACCCUAGCAGGGCUAGUGGUGCGACAAGCCUGGAAGAAGGUCGUGACAGUCAGACAGCGAGCCAGACCGUGAACACAAUCGAGAAAUGCGAACGCCGGCAAGACAACGUCGACAAAAAAGAGUCCUCACACUCGAGGAUGGAGCGUGAUCGACGGCAAACCCAGCUCAGCGUGGAGUCCGGUCGAUUUUCCGCCUCCGGGCCAGGCGCCCAGCGACCCACCAGAGGCCACGGUCCGCUACAGCAUCUCACCCCGGCCCACGCCUGGCUCAUGCGGGACGGCAGGAGGGUCGUGGACAUCUGCUUUGCCACCAGGCUACAAGCUGCCAGCUUCGGACAGAUCGACAGCUUUACGGUGGAGAUGGGGGGCGGUAAGACGUCUCUUACCCUGCGCCGGUGGAAAUCUGGCGUCUGCCACUCGCGCGGCCUGAUCACCAUGAAGGUCACGCCGGAGGUUGACCGGGGUGACAACCCCCACAGGGUCGAGAGAAAAGCAUACAAGGACGCCGUCUCCGCCCUACUGAAGGCCUUCCCUGUGCUCAGCUUCGUGGGGGCAUGGCGCCAGGCUGUCGAGUGGACGAAUGGCACUGUUCAAUACCAACCAGUGAUGCUCCUGGUGGUUCGCCGGCCAGUUGGUUUUCUGCUCCACAUGCUUCCCGGCUUUGUGAACACCUCUGGCGUACCUGUACGAGGCUGCGACGAGGCCCCUGCCGAUGCCAUCUGGUUCCACCUCCAGUUCGGGGGCCGAAAAUCCUUCUGCAGGUACUGCAAGACGGCGAUCCAUGGGCCUGAAGAGUGUCCAAAGAUCCUGUGCAACACCUGCCAUGAGCGCGGGCACAUCGCCGUCGCUUGCCCCAGAGGAGGACGCAAGGCGGGCCGCCGAGGCCGCAACAAUGGGCGAGGCGGCAGGGCCUAG
This is a messenger RNA of Acaromyces ingoldii, 1268 nucleotides long. RefSeq lists its product as hypothetical. NCBI's taxonomy places the organism in Eukaryota, Fungi, Basidiomycota, Exobasidiomycetes, Exobasidiales, Cryptobasidiaceae. The record is from RefSeq and is a predicted model, not a curated record. The coding region runs from base 6 to 1268 and encodes 420 amino acids. The transcript is spliced from 2 exons.